Molecule: messenger RNA, 1956 nt
Organism: Psilocybe cubensis
Lineage: Eukaryota; Fungi; Basidiomycota; Agaricomycetes; Agaricales; Agrocybaceae
Exons: 4
Coding region: 1-1956 (651 amino acids)
Cellular component (GO): nucleus
Molecular function (GO): RNA binding; ATP binding; RNA helicase activity
Source: RefSeq, a predicted model, not a curated record
AUGACAAAUGGUCUUGCAAACGGAAACUCAGGUUUAGAAUCUCAAUUUGAGGCUCUAGGUCUUGGUAGAUCUGCAUAUGUUCCUCCACAUCUCAGAAAUGUGCAGCGGGCUGCUUCUUCUCCUGCUCUCGCUGACGAAAACAGCUGGGCUGGUCGCAAUGCAACACCUCCCCCUCAGGCCGCCCGUGGCGGUUUCGAGUCCAGAGGUGCCUUUUCUGGCAGAGGUGGAUUCAGUGGCUCCCCUCGCGGAGGCAUGAAUGGCUGGGCUGGCUCCCAAGGUGCCCCCGCUUCCAACUGGUCCUCUCCUGCUUCCCGCACCGACUCUCCUGUCCAGCGCGAAAGCUUCGGCUAUGGUAUCUGGAAGGAUGGCAAACAUAUCGUCGGCGGCCGCAACAUGCGCAUGGAGAAGGAGUUGUACGGUGAUGCAACCGACCCCUCUAAGCAACAUACUGGCAUCAACUUUGAAAAAUACGACGAUAUUCCCGUCGAGGCUACCGGUGCUGGCGUGCCCGAGCCUGUCCUUUCUUUCACCAACCCUCCUUUGGACCCCGUUCUUUUGGAGAAUAUUGGCUUUGCCAUGUACACCACCCCUACCCCCGUUCAAAAGUAUUCUAUUCCCAUCGUUGCAGGAGGAAGGGAUCUGAUGGCUUGUGCUCAAACCGGUUCCGGAAAGACUGGCGGUUUCCUCUUCCCUAUCUUGUCCGCUUCCUUCGCUCAAGGGCCUCGUGCGCCACCAGAGCAGGCCGCAGGAGCUGGAUAUGGACGCUCUCGCAAAGCUUAUCCUACAGCUCUUAUCUUGGCACCCACUCGCGAACUUGUCUCUCAAAUCCACGAGGAGGCCCGCAAAUUUGCUUAUCGCUCCUGGGUCCGACCUGCUGUUGUUUAUGGUGGUGCUGAUAUCAAUCAACAACUUCGCGCCAUCGAACGCGGAUGUGAUCUUCUUAGCGCCACACCAGGACGCCUCGUUGAUUUGAUCGAACGUGGUCGCAUCAGUCUUGCCAAUAUCAAGUACCUCGUUCUUGAUGAGGCUGACCGCAUGUUGGACAUGGGUUUCGAGCCCCAGAUUCGCCGCAUCGUGCAAGGAGAGGACAUGCCAGGGACUGCCGAUCGUCAGACUCUCAUGUUCAGCGCCACCUUCCCACGCGACAUCCAAAUGCUAGCAAAGGACUUUUUGAAGGAUUACGUUUUCCUCAGUGUAGGACGCGUAGGCAGCACAUCGGAGAAUAUCACCCAGAAGAUCGAGUACGUAGAGGACAACGAUAAACGCAGCGUACUUUUGGACAUUCUUGCUUCUCAAUCCAAGGAUGAUAUGGGUCUUACCCUUGUCUUUGUUGAGACAAAACGCAUGGCUGAUAUGCUGAGCGACUUCCUUAUGGGCAACAACCUUCCAGCGACCUCUAUCCACGGAGACCGCACCCAACGUGAGCGUGAGAUGGCUCUGCAGACCUUCCGCACAGGCCGAACCCCCAUCAUGGUUGCUACUGCUGUAGCUGCCCGUGGACUCGAUAUUCCCAACGUCACUCACGUUGUCAACUACGAUCUUCCUUCAGACAUCGACGACUAUGUCCAUCGUAUCGGUCGUACUGGUCGUGCCGGUAACACUGGUAUCAGCACGGCAUUCUUCAACCGUGGCAACAAGAAUAUUGUCAAGGAUUUGGUGGAGCUCCUCAGGGAGGCCAACCAGGACAUUCCCAACUGGUUGGAGACAGUCGCGCAUGAAGCCAGCUUUGGUGGCGGCGGCUACCGUGGCCGUGGUGGACGUGGCGGACGUGGCGGCGCUAGAGGCAGUGGCGGAAGGGAUUAUAGGACAGGCGGCGGAGGAUAUGGCAGCGGAGCUCCUUAUGGGGGAGGCGGAGGCUUCAACCCUCGCUCGGCUUCUGUCGGUUCAUACGGUGGCGGUGGCUAUGGCGGUGGAGGAUACGGUGGAUCUUCCGGAGGUCAGAAUGGCUGGUGGUAA